AUGGUUUUGGUGAAGAUGGUUAUGGUGAAGAUGGUUUUGGUGAAGAUGGUUAUGGUGAAGAUGGUUAUGGUGAAGAUGGUUAUGGUGAAGAUGGUUAUGGUGAAGAUGGUUAUGGUGAAGAUGGUUAUGGUGAAGAUGGUUAUGGUGAAGAUGGUUUUG
This is a messenger RNA of Paramuricea clavata, 159 nucleotides long. The record is from the annotation of a GenBank genome assembly. Lineage: Eukaryota; Metazoa; Cnidaria; Anthozoa; Malacalcyonacea; Plexauridae.